Exaiptasia diaphana is the source of this 2240-nucleotide messenger RNA. Its product is annotated as beta-1,3-galactosyltransferase 1. Gene Ontology annotation, cellular component: membrane. The record is from RefSeq and is a predicted model, not a curated record. Gene Ontology annotation, molecular function: hexosyltransferase activity. The coding region runs from base 387 to 1574 and encodes 395 amino acids. Lineage: Eukaryota; Metazoa; Cnidaria; Anthozoa; Actiniaria; Aiptasiidae. The transcript has 3 exons.
ACUUAAAAAUAACAUUUUUCCUCUUGACAGUUAAUCCCGGAAAGACAUCAAUUGUAGGAUACUCACUGGUUAUAUCAAAACGUCAAAAAGAUAGAUCUGAUUGUGUUUCUGUGAACUGGUGACAUUGAAAUUGAAUUCAGACGCCUGGAGAGCUUUGAGGGUACAUUUCAAGGAUUCUUUGCGGAACCUUUACAGGUUUUUUCGAGAGCUUGAACAGGUAACUGUCUUUUUAAAACGAUUGCGUGACUCUUCAAUUGCGUGUGUGAUGCUUCGGGGAUAUCAAUGGGAGUAAUUGUUUAGACCCCCCCAAGUACAGCUGUGGUACAUACCACUUGUGAGCACGAACUGGUUUAUGGAAUCGAACAACAAAAACUUUCAAUAAAGGUAUGCAUAUGCAAGGACGAACAAGAUCAAAUGUAAGACACGAUCUAUUGGUGCUACGACUGAUUUGYAGAAAACUCGUUAAUGUAAAACGCAUUUUGCUUCUUAUAUUUGCGUCAUGUGGGAUUUUCUUUUGGAUCAAUACUAUUCGUCCGGAUCCUACAUCAAUCACCCAAAGCAGUCGUCAUUUGAAUGUUUCCACGACCAACGCAUCAUUACACGUUAAGACCACACUGCCUACUCCAGCUUKUCAUCAUGUACAGCCUACAACUGCUAGACCUCGAGAGCAUGCUACACCGCCUUGCUAUCGUGGUCAAGAGAAGCGAUCRCAAAUGUACAAUCCAUCGACGACGUUCAGCRAUGGAACGAAUUUCCCUAUCAUCACACCACACAUCCAACCCAACAUUUCAGACAAAAACUUCUAUUUAGUGGUCGUUGUCAACUCUCAUCCAGGAAACGCAGCUCAUCGAUUGCUGAGAAAGGCAAUACGCGAAUCUUGGGGGAAAGACACAGAAAACAAUUGUACUAUCAAAUGGAGGUUGUUUUUCUCUCUAGGACUGAGCACAGAUAACAACUCAAACGAGUACAACCACCUUGAGGCCAUAAAGCAUAAUGAUGUUAUCAUUGGUCAAUUUAAAGAUAUUUAUACUAAUAUUGCAAUCAAAACUGUCAUGGCGCAUUGGUGGGCGUUUAAUACAUUUUCUUGUCGUUACGUCCUGAAAACUGAYGAUGACGUGUAUGUUCGCGUUAAUAAGCUUGUACACUGGUUGUAUAAUAGAGGAUCACCUGGAUGGUUUUUCGGUGGACGUAUCCACCCUGCACGGAAUAUUGUUCGUGAUCCGAAARGUAAAUGGCGCAAAUGGUAUAUUUCAAGGGAACAAUUCAACGAGUCUCUUUGGCCUCCGUUCUGUUAUGGAGCAUUUCAYGUGCUUUCUACCGAUGUCCUGCCGGUAUUUUUCUACUACACUCAGCUUCGUAAACCGUUUCAUACAGACGAUGCAUAYAUAGGYGUAGCAGCACGAGACUUAGGAAUUCAAAUCACGCAGUUACCUGGUUUCACAAUGGAUUUACCAAGAACUGACUGUCAGUUUCGGGAUAAAAUAGCUAUUGGACAUGAYAUAAGCCCGACUAAGAUGAUAGAGAUACACAAGACUUAUGAACGUCUAUCUCUCAAGAAGAACAUUAAAUGCUAGGUACAUACGUCAAGCUCGCUAGGAUUAAGUGGUCCCGUUGGUUCCUUUUUUCAUAUCAAACUCAUUGCAUACAGUUUGGAACAUUUGCCCCAGUGCGUCMCAGACCUAUUUUUUUCCUCACUUAGCAUGCGCAGUGACAUUCGAUAUCCCAAAACGCGAAGGAAUGCCAUGUUACAACACGGCGGAUAAAAGGCCGAAGAGAAAGUGUGUAACUACAAAGCUUAUAGACGAAAUGGRUUACGAUGGGUUACGAUCGAUAUCAAUAAUUAUAAUACUGCAUUGCAUUGUUUUAAUAAGGGAGGAUCCAGGAAAAAUAAGGGGGGCAUAUCUUAAAAUAGGGGAAAGUAUAGGGGAGGGGAGCUUGAUUAAAAUUACCAGCCUGAGUUAGAAUUCAUAUUUGUAUUUAUCUAUUUUUUGGCUACAGAGAAGGCUUCAUCCCCCCCUSUGCCCYCCAGUGGAUCUGCCUUUGUUAAUAUAUUACCUUUUUCAAAAUUGUCCAAUUCUUUCUGCUGUCUCUCAUUUCUCACAACAUUUCCAACUUGAGUAACAAUUUUCUUUGUAAGGUYKCUAUCYUCUAUGGCAUCAUGAGCUUUUUCUUUGUAAAGAAGACUUAUCUUCAAUACUCCAAUUUCGAGUUCUGGUUUGCCUCAGAACGAAGAAACGUAU